GAAAGAUAUCCAAACAUGACUUGCUAAACUUCUCAUUUGCAUUGUAAAGUUUUGUGUUUAAUAUUCAAAUAACGGAGUAAAAUGAGUAUUUUGGCUUACAAUGGAGCAGCCAUCAUAGCUAUGAAUGGAAAAGAUUGUGUAGCUAUUGCUGCUGAUAGAAGAUUUGGGGUUCAAGCUCAAACAGUCAGUAUGGAUUUCGAUAAAAUAUUUGAGAUGGGACCACAUCUUUAUAUUGGCUUACCUGGACUAGCUACUGAUGUUCAGACUGUUUCCCAGAGAUUAAAUUUCCGUUUAAAGAUGUAUGAAUUGAGGGAAAACAGAAGAAUACGACCCAAAACAUUUAUGAGUAUGGUUUCUAAUUUACUCUAUGAGAGAAGAUUUGGACCCUAUUUUGUGGAACCAGUCGUAGCAGGAUUAGAUCCAAAGACUCAUCAGCCGUUCAUAGCUUCUAUGGAUUUAAUUGGUUGUCCUAUGAUAACUGAUGAUUUUGUGGUUAGUGGAACUUGUUCUGAACAGAUGUAUGGUAUGUGUGAAUCACUAUGGGAACCAAAUCUAGAGCCUGAUGAUUUAUUUGAAACUAUUUCUCAAGCUUUGAUGAAUGCUUUUGAUAGAGAUGCUGUUUCUGGUUGGGGUGCUGUUGUAUAUAUAAUAGAAAAAGACAAAGUUACCAAGAAAUUGUUGAAGACCAGAAUGGACUAAAUCUACUUUCAAUUCACACACAUUAACAUCAUUGUUCAUAUUAUUAUCUAUAAACAUAAAACUAUUCCAUAGAUUC
Molecule: messenger RNA, 775 nt
Organism: Lottia gigantea (owl limpet)
Lineage: Eukaryota; Metazoa; Mollusca; Gastropoda; Lottiidae
Exons: 6
Coding region: 82-699 (205 amino acids)
Biological process (GO): proteasome-mediated ubiquitin-dependent protein catabolic process
Cellular component (GO): proteasome core complex; proteasome core complex, beta-subunit complex
Source: RefSeq, a predicted model, not a curated record